AUGCGUCGCCAUGGCAGGUCCAGUGGCGGUCCAACCAAGGCCGUCUCGCCCUUGUCCGACACUGUAUCCCUCAUACGCUCCUUCGAUUCCGUCAUGAACCCAAACCGACCCGUGCGCCCUUCGCCCUUGGCCUCCUCCCACAUCCAAGCUUUGCCCUUGGAGCUGGUGGAUCGGUUGCGGUCCUUCCCUCUAUUCCAAGCUACUCCGGAAUCCUUUUUGAUCGAGGUCGGACAGCACCUGCGCCCACAGCUCCACGCACCCAACGAUUAUAUCUUGACAGAAGGCGAUGAGGCAAAGGCAAUAUACUGGCUAGUGCGGGGUGCCGUAUCGGUCACAUCUCGGGAUGGCGAGAGUAUAUAUGCCGAACUCAAGCCGGGUGCGUUCUUCGGGGAGAUUGGAUUGCUCAUGGACCGUCCUCGCACUGCGACCAUUAUCGCCCGGACUCGAUGCAUGCUGGUCGUGCUGACAAAAGACGACUUUCGGAAUAUAUUGCCUCGGUUCCCGGAGGUUGAACAGGCGAUCCGCGAGGAGGCAGAGGAGCGGUUGAUGAUUUUAGAAAAAAAGAAGAAAGAAACCUCCGCGCCUGCACUAGACCUGCCUAGCCCGGCAAGAAGAGGCUCAAAAAGACUGCGUGAGAGCUUUUCAAAGGAUCUAGCUGUUGCAGAUGAUGAUGGGGACUUGAGCGCCAAGUCUGUGUACAAGAAGAGGAAGUCACCGAGUCCCGGUCGGCGGGAUGGCUCUAGUGCAUUAGCAAAUGGAUUGGUCAACGUACGUCUCUUGCUUAAAGAGCUGCCGCUUUUUUCUGGUUUGCCUGCCGACAUCCUCCACUAUCUUGGUCUCAAUGCCCAACCGCGAUCUUUCCCUCCAUUUACCGACAUUAUCCAACAAAAUUCUCAGGGCCGUGAGCUCUAUUUCAUUGUUCGCGGUGAGGUGGAGGUUCUUACAGAAAAGGCGGAGAUGGAACACUCAUCGGCAAACAAAAACAGCCCAAAUGGGAACAUUGAACGGCCGGGAAUUGAGGUCAAAGCAAGGUUGAAGCAAGGCCAGUACUUCGGUGAGGUGGUCAGCCUAGAUUUAGCACCUCGUAGAACCGCUACAGUUCGAUCUGUGACUUCAGUUGAAUGUUUGAUGCUCGGCGGUGACGUCCUUGGUGAAUUCUGGGAGAAAUGCCCCAGUGACGUGCGGGAACAAGUUCAACACACUGCCCAAGCAAGGCUCCAGGCGGCAGCCGAUGGCGAUGUUGUCAUGUCUGAUGAGGACCCACAACCAUCUAUUGGUGAUCUCGCCCUGGACGACAAAGUCAAAAUCUCAUCGUCCCGGCGACGGUCAAUGCCACUACUUACCCUCACUGAAACUGAACUGGAUGGACCGCAUCAGUCCUCGCACGUUGAAGACCAAGACCAGGAAGUGUUACGGCCCUCCGAUCCCGACCCAUACUUCAGCCUUGGUCUAGAUAAAGUCCGGAUGCGAAGUCGACGCGGCUCGCUCGCACCGUUAGCUCCUGAGGAGAUGUCAGGGGAGCAGCAGCGCUCACCUUCCACGGAGGCGCGCUCUGCCAGUUCCUCAACCAUAGCCCUUCCCGAAAUCGCCAGCCUCUCCAAGUCAUAUCAGACCGAACGGCCCCGCAUCGACGGCUCGAAUGGAUUACUCCCGGACAGUGUCCUACUGAACAUUUUCCAAUUCCUUGAGCUCCACCACCUUCUUCGCAUUAGGGCGGUGUCGUCCCAUUGGUCAGGGCUCUUGACCAGAUCUGCGGACGUAAUUCAUGAUUUAGAUUUGAGCGUCUACAACCGCAGGAUUACAGAUGACGUUCUUGUUAAGAUCAUCUGUCCCUUUGUCGGCAAUCGAGCACGAUCGGUCAAUAUCAACAACUGCUUUCACAUCACCGACGAAGGCUUCACGGCAUUGGCCGCGACUUGCGCCCCAAAUACCACUGCGUGGAAGAUGAAGAGUGUGUGGGAUGUCACGGCCUCUGCCAUCCUUGACAUGUCCAGCAAAGCUACAAAUAUACAGGAGGUAGACUUGAGCAAUUGCCGCAAGGUCGGAGACACACUUCUCGCCCGGAUCAUUGGAUGGAUAGUGCCCGCCGACCAGAAGAUGGGCGAGAAACAAUCAUCGAUCAAACCCACAUUCCAGACAGCAGAAUGCUCAGUGUAUGGCUGUCCAAAGUUGAAGAAACUCACUCUCUCUUACUGCAAACAUGUCACCGAUCGAUCUAUGCAUCACAUUGCGUCUCACGCCGCUGGUCGGAUUGAGGAAAUGGAUUUGACUCGUUGCACCACAAUCACAGACCAAGGGUUCAAAUACUGGGGGAAUGCUCAGUUCACCAACCUGCGAAAGCUUUGCUUAGCGGAUUGCACGUAUUUGACGGACAACGCCAUUGUGCAUCUAACUACUGCGGCCAAGAACCUGGAGGAAUUAGAUCUGACCUUUUGCUGCGCAUUGUCAGAUACGGCAACCGAAGUCCUUGCCUUGCAGUGCUCAAAUUUGAAGUAUCUCAACAUGGCAUUCUGCGGUUCCGCAAUUUCCGAUCCUUCCCUACGAAGCAUCGGUCUUCACCUACUUUCUCUUCGACAUUUAUCGGUCCGUGGCUGUGUUCGAGUGACUGGAGUGGGCGUCGAGGCUGUUGCGGAAGGCUGCCAUCAACUCCAGGUCUUCGAUGUCAGUCAAUGCAAGAAUCUCGGACCCUGGCUUGAGGACGGUGGUGCUGUCCACUACCAACCGAGAGUCGAAUUUAAAACUGUCGCCCCGAACAAGAAGCUUCCUCGAUGA
Molecule: messenger RNA, 2772 nt
Organism: Penicillium verrucosum
Lineage: Eukaryota; Fungi; Ascomycota; Eurotiomycetes; Eurotiales; Aspergillaceae
Exons: 2
Coding region: 1-2772 (923 amino acids)
Molecular function (GO): protein-containing complex binding; protein binding
Source: RefSeq, a predicted model, not a curated record